AUGGAUUCCACACCACAUCAUUCACGGAAACGCUCUAGGGCCCCUAGUAUCCAUGUGGACACAUCGGCCGUCACAGACAAGAGAGAUACUCACUCCAGCGCUAGCUCGGGCUCGCAGGACGACACAAAGCUUACAACUCCGGCGCCGUUACCCGAAGACCAGGAUCUAUUCAAGGUCGAAGAGAACCCUUUUGCUUUUACCCCGGGCCACACGUCACGGUUGUUAAAUCCCAAGAGUCUGAAGGCGUUCCACGCCCUGGGCGGCCUGCAUGGUAUAACAAAGGGUCUGAGAACCGACGCGAAGUCGGGCCUCAGCGUUGAUGAGACGAAGCUCAGCGGGGCCGUGACCUUUGAGGAGGCGACCGGCUCUCAACUCCCCACCUCAUCGACCGAGUCGUCCCCGGAGAUUCAACCGGCGAAACCUGCGCAGCCGCAGCGCUCAAAUACGUACAAGGGUGAUGGAGAGGCCUUUGCGGACCGAAAACGGGUGUACGGCAGGAACACGUUACCGGAAAGAAAAUCGAAAUCGUUCCUUCAGUUGGUCUGGAUCGCCCUACAAGACAAGGUCUUGAUCCUGCUGAGCGUCGCCGCCGUAGUGUCUUUAGCUCUUGGUCUGUACCAGACCUUUGGCAACAAGUCCCAUCACGAAGGAGCCAAGGUGGAGUGGGUGGAGGGCGUCGCCAUCAUAGUUGCCAUCGCCAUCGUCUCGCUAGUUGGCGCCCUGAAUGAUUGGCAAAAGGAGCGGCAGUUCCAGAAGCUCAACAAGAAAAAGGAGGACAGGCAGGUCAAAGUGAUUCGUUCCGGAAAACCCACCGUCAUCUCGAUUGAGGACAUAUUAGUGGGUGACAUCCUCAUGCUAGAGCAGGGAGACGUCAUUCCGGUCGAUGGCAUCUACAUCGAUGGGCACAAUAUCAGCUGCGACGAGUCCUCGGCGACCGGCGAAUCAGAUUUGAUCAAGAAGACCCCGGCAGAAAAGGUCAUGCGGGUUCUCGAAACAGCCGACCACGAUAUCGAGGUCAAAAAAUUGGACCCUUUCAUCAUCUCGGGUGCCAAAGUGCUCGACGGCGUUGGCACGUGCAUGGUCACAGCUGUUGGCCCGUACUCCACCCACGGAAGAACUAUGCUUUCCCUGCGCGACGACAAUGAGCUCACUCCGCUACAAAUGAAAUUGAAUAUGCUAGCUGGUUACAUUGCGAAGUUAGGAUGCGGCGCCGGUCUCCUUCUCUUCACUGUUCUCUUCAUCGAAUUCCUUGUUCGCCUCAAAGGAAGCGAUAAGACGCCAGACCAAAAGGGCCAGAACUUUAUGCAGAUCCUCAUCACGUCCAUCACCAUCAUCGUCGUCGCCGUCCCUGAAGGUCUCCCGUUGGCGGUGACUCUGGCUUUAGCCUUCGCCACUAAGAAAAUGACCAAGGAGAACAACCUCGUGCGCCAUCUUCAAUCAUGCGAGACCAUGGGAAAUGCGACUGUUAUUUGCUCCGACAAGACGGGCACCUUGACCGAGAACGUCAUGACCGUUGUGGCUGGCUCUCUCGGAACCGGUUCAGUCUGCUUCGGGGAGGAAAGCGUCCUGAAAUCGAUGCCCGAGGGCACCCCGACCGAGCAAUUUAUCCAACCCAGCAAGGUUUCUUCUACCCUCAGCGACGAGGUUCGUGAGCUCCUCAACCAGUCCAUCGCGAUCAACACCACGGCGUUUGAGGGCUCCGAGAAAGGCAAGGCCGUUUUCGUGGGCACCAAGACCGAAACGGCUCUCCUAGACUGGGCGCGAAACAAUUUUGCUCUCGAGUCCCUUGAGAUUAUGCGCUCGAACAACGAAGUUGUGGAGAUGUUUCCCUUUAACUCGAGCAGGAAGUGCAUGGCGGCCGUUAUCCAGCUACCGAAUAAGAAGUACCGCAUCUUUGUGAAAGGUGCCCCCGAGAUCCUGCUGGGUCAGUGCCACCGGGCCCUCGACUCUCCCGAGGAAAGCCUUCACUCGACGGCCCUCGAGCAGGCUCACGUCGACGAGAUCAAGGGCAAGAUUUCCCUAUUUGCUUCGACCUCGUUACGAACGCUAGGAUUGUGCUUCCGCGACAGCGACCAGUGGCCCCCUGCGCGAUCGAAGCGCGCCGACGACUCGUCCAACCUCGAGCUCAGCGAUGUUUUCCGAGAGAUGGUUUGGAUCGGAGCCGUCGCAAUUCAAGAUCCCGUGCGAUCGACAGUGCCCACCGCGGUCCAGGCAUGCAACCGCGCAUCGGUUCAAGUGAAGAUGGUGACUGGAGAUAAUGUCGCGACGGCGAAGGCGAUUGCAAAGUCGUGCGGGCUCAUGAAGGAGGGAGGCACUGUCAUGGAAGGCAUCGAUUUCCGUCGCCUCAGCGAUGUGGAGAAGGAAGCGGUCGUCGACGACCUCUGCGUGCUGGCUCGGUCUAGCCCCGAGGACAAGAGGAUUCUUGUCAAGGUGCUGCAGAAUAGGGGCCAUGUCGUGGCUGUCACUGGAGACGGAACCAAUGAUGCACCUGCGCUCAAGGCCGCCAACGUGGGCUUCUCCAUGGGCAUCACCGGAACAGAGGUGGCCAAGGAGGCAUCAGAUAUCAUCCUCUUGGACGAUAACUUUGCCUCUAUCGUGGGGGCGCUUGCGUGGGGCCGGGCGAUCAACGACGCAGUCAAGAAGUUUUUGCAAUUCCAAAUCACGGUCAACAUCACGGCGGUGCUCAUCACGUUUGUAUCUGCAGUUACGUCGGACAACGAGGCCUCGGUGCUCAACGCGGUUCAACUGCUCUGGGUCAACCUCAUCAUGGACACGUUUGCGGCGCUGGCUCUAGCGACGGACCCGCCGGGAGACAGCUUGUUCGACCGCAAACCGGAGCCCAAGACGGCGCCCCUGAUCAGCCUACCGAUGUGGAAGAUGAUCAUCGGGCAGUCCAUCUACCAACUCAUUGUCAUUUUCAUCUUGUACUUUGCGGGACCCAAGUUCCUGCACUACCCCGAGGACGAGCAUCGGACGCUUAUUUUCAACACGUUUGUCUUUAUGCAAAUCUUCAAGCUCGUCAACAGCAGGCGCAUCGACAAUCAGCUCAACAUCUUUGAAGGGCUGCUCAAGAACCGGCUCUUCCUGUUGAUGGCAGCCAUCAUGGUUGGCGGGCAACUCAUCAUUAUCUGGUUCGGCGGGGCAGCCUUUGUGGUAACGCCCCUCAACGGGCCUCAGUGGGGUAUCUCGAUCGUAUUAGGGUUCCUCUCCAUCCCCGUGGGCGUGCUCAUCCGCCUCUUCCCCGACUCUUGGAUUACGGCUACUAUCAACGCGGUGGUGCCCCGUCGAUGGCGCGAGGGCAAGGCGGCGCGACAGGCGGAGUCGUACGAUCUCACGGCAGCGAUGCUCGACGUGCGCGACGAUCUCGCCUUUUUCAACCGUAUCCGCGGCGGGCGCAUGGCAGUCCUGUGCGACCCCAAGUUUAUACAGAAGCAGCUGCAUGGCCGUACGCGAAGCAGGCGUGGUUCCAACGCGUCCACGUCACCCAUGUACUCGGCCAUGGGUAUGCCCGGCCUCAUCGCCGCCAGCAUCGGUGGGCUGCCGUCACCAGAAGGUGGCAGGAGCGCCGAGGCGAUGCAGGUGGAAAGUGUGGGUGAGGGGGACAGGGAUCUCAAGAGUGGCAAGGAUCUGGAGGGUGGUGAGGCUGAUAAGCCGCGGACUUGA
This is a messenger RNA of Parascedosporium putredinis, 3663 nucleotides long. The record is from the annotation of a GenBank genome assembly. NCBI's taxonomy places the organism in Eukaryota, Fungi, Ascomycota, Sordariomycetes, Microascales, Microascaceae.